Molecule: messenger RNA, 4571 nt
Organism: Ahaetulla prasina
Lineage: Eukaryota; Metazoa; Chordata; Lepidosauria; Squamata; Colubridae
Gene: ABAT
Product: 4-aminobutyrate aminotransferase
Exons: 16
Coding region: 274-1776 (500 amino acids)
Biological process (GO): GABA catabolic process
Cellular component (GO): mitochondrion
Molecular function (GO): pyridoxal phosphate binding
Source: RefSeq, a predicted model, not a curated record
UUUGUCGGGGAAGAUAUGAGAGGCGAGGAUUGCCUGCAGCUUGGGAGAUACAGAUUAACAGAGUUGGAAGGGACCUUGUAGGUGUCAGGCCUGCCUCCGUUCAAAACCCAAGAAGGAAAACCCUCGACUCCAUUGUUAUAGAGAAGAGGUCCUUUUCAACUGAGUUUGAAAUGAUAACAGUGAAAGCAAGGCAAGAUCUGAUUCAAAAGGUCAUUAGCUGGAAGUGAGAAGAGAAGUUCAUUUUGUGACUGAAGAAAAAUCCUAUUGAAUACAAUGGCCCUGAUGCUACUCAGUCGGCACGCAACAUGGUCACUGCAACAGAGUUCCAGGAUGUUCGCAGGAGGGCUCCGAGGAAUCAGCCAAGUGGCAGCUAAAAUUGACAUGGAAUUUGACUAUGAUGGGCCACUGAUGAAGACCGAAGUCCCUGGACCGAGAUCCAGGGAACUAAUGAAACAGUUGAAUGGAAUUCAGAAUGCCGAGGCAGUCCACUUUUUCUGCAACUACGAAGAAAGCCGAGGAAAUUAUCUGGUGGAUGUUGAUGGAAACCGGAUGUUGGAUCUCUACUCUCAGAUUUCAUCCAUCCCGAUUGGCUAUAGCCACCCAUCUCUGAUCAAACUUUUGCAACAGCCCCAGAAUCUGAGCACUUUUGUCAACAGACCUGCCCUGGGAAUUUUGCCUCCAGAAAAUUUUGCUGAAAAGCUAAAGGAAUCUUUGCUUUCGGUCGCUCCUAAAGGUCUCUCUCAAGUAAUAACCAUGUCCUGUGGAUCUUGCUCCAAUGAAAACGCCUUUAAAACCAUAUUUAUGUGGUACAGGAACAAAGAAAGAGGAGACAACAGAGUUACCAAAGAAGAGUUGGAGACCUGCAUGAUUAACCAGCCCCCAGGUUGCCCGGAAUACAGCAUGCUUUCCUUUAUGGGUGCAUUUCACGGGAGAACCAUGGGCUGUUUGGCCACUACGCACUCCAAGGCCAUUCACAAGCUGGACAUCCCGUCCUUUGACUGGCCCAUCGCUCCCUUCCCAAGGCUGCAGUACCCGUUGGAGGACUUUGUGCGAGAAAACGAGCAGGAGGAAGCGCGCUGCUUAGAGGAGGUGGAAGAUUUGAUCGUUAAAUACAGGAAAAAGAAUAAAGUGGUUGCAGGCAUCAUUGUGGAGCCCAUUCAGUCCGAAGGGGGGGACAAUCACGCAUCAGAUGACUUUUUUAGGAAAUUGAGAAACAUCGCAAGAAAGCACGGCUGUGGUUUCUUGAUAGACGAGGUACAAACGGGAGGUGGCUGUACCGGCAAAUUCUGGGCCCACGAACAUUGGGGGCUUGAAGAUCCAGCAGACGUCCUGACAUUCAGCAAGAAGAUGAUGACCGGAGGGUUUUUCCAUAAAGAAGAAUUUCGGGCCAAUGCACCAUAUAGGAUUUUUAACACGUGGCUUGGGGAUCCUUCCAAGAAUCUUCUGCUAGCGGAGGUCAUUAAUGUCAUAAAAAGGGAAGAUCUUCUGAGCAACGUCACCCAUGCCGGGAAGGUCCUGUUGAUGGGGCUGCUAGAAUUACAGAGUCGCUAUCCCCAUCUGAUCAGCCGAGCCCGGGGACGAGGGACGUUCUGCUCUUUUGACACUCCAAAUGACACAAUUCGGAACAAGCUCAUUGAAAUAGCAAGAAACAAAGGUGUGGUAUUAGGCGGCAGUGGGGACCGAUCGAUCCGUUUCCGACCCACUUUGGUCUUCCGAGACCACCACGCACAUAUUUUCCUGAACAUCUUCAGCGAUAUCCUGGCAGAUUUCAAGUAGCCAGGAUCUCGCCUUGCACCAAGAGAGGCCAAAUAUCUUCUCAGAAUCGGAGAAUAGUUUAUUUAAGAUCAUAAAUAUAUAUGUAUAUACAUAUAAUAUAUAUUUUCACUAAUAGGAAAGAUGGAAUUCAUAAAGUGCUUUUUUUUUUUUUUUUUAAAGAUUGGUUUGAUCAUGCUCACCUCCAGCACAAACUGCUUCUGGCUUAAAAAAAUAAUAAUAUCUGGACACGCUUUUGAUGUCCACGGCCGUCUCCUUUGACCUAGCAAAGGCUAAGUGAUUGGUUUUCGGGUUUCAAAGCUUGGCCUGGGAUUUGAAUUCCUGGGUAUGUUUUCUUGCAACGGGUUUCUAGCGCUCGAGCCUGGAAAAUGUACUUCUACUGCCAUGGAUCCAGAGCACUGUUGAAAGAUAGAGAAUGAUGGUGGACUUCCAAGGAGAAAGCAGCUGUUGGAUACACCCAUGUCUGUCUCCGGAAUACCUUUGCAGAGUGCGGUCUCUUCUGAAGCACACAUGGAAACUCAAAAUCCCUCCACGUCGCGCGUCUGCUAACAUCCGACUGUUAUUUGCAGCGCCUCUGAGGGGCUACAGGCCUCUGCAAAGGAGGUUAGGGAUCCUGGAAGACUCACAGCAGCUGUUCCAAGCCGUGAUCCUCCUCAUCUCUUUUACAGAAGAGUUGCUGAUGUGGAUUUGGGACUUUGCAGGUGCCAACUUCCUUCCCUGCUUUGUUGCUUGCAAACCGAUUGCCGUCAUUGCUUUUAUUUUACAUUUUUGGGGCAUCUUCACUUGGACAUGCCGAUGGCACUUCCUUUGGUGACAAAACAGGGUUUUUUAAAAAAAAAAUCAGAAGGACAACCCCCCAGGUGUUUGGAAGGACUCUUUGGCAGAAACAGGGUAGAAUAUUUGCAAUUGUGGAGGGGGGCAAUGUGUCAAAUGGAGCCAAGAAAAUGAGAAAAGCCAUCACCUUCUACAGCUGUGGUGCAUUGUCUGGGGCUUCAUAACGGCACCCAGCCCUCCCCAUCCAUGGCUGCAGCCUCUAGAACCCUCCAAAAGACGUCGUCUUACUGCAUUUUUUUUUUAAUACAGCAGAAGGGAAAUGUGCAUUUGGGGGAUGAUUGUAUGAAUUCUAAUGUAAGCUUAACUCAAUUCUGUUGUAGCUUUGUCCUUUGAAGUGGAAUCCAAAGCUCACAUGUGGUCUUUGUGACCAGUGAUACCUCCUUCCGUGGAGUCUUUGGAAGAAUGAUCCCAAUCAGAUCGCAAAACGAGAGCAUUUAUAAGCCUUGGCAACCUGUGAUUUGGCCCCUGUGUUUGGUAUUUCUGCAGCCCUCCCCUUCAUGCAUUGAGGUCAGCUUUGUCCAUCUCGGUUUAUGAGGAAGAAGUUUAUGAGAAUAGAUUCUGAAGCCUUUCCAACAGGAAAGCUGCCUCUUGAAGGGAUUGGAAAUGAAUCAGACUGUACGUAAGAGCCGUGGUGGCACGGUGGUUAGACUGCAGUACUGCAGGCUACUUUUGCUGCCUGCCGGCUGCCUGAAACUUAGCAGUUCAAAUCUCACCAGGCUAAAGGUCGACUCAACCUUCCAUUCUUGGUGGGUAAAAUGAGGACCCAGAUUGUUGGGGGCAAGAGGCUGACUCUGCAAACCACUAGAGGGGACUGUAAAGCACAGUGAAGCGGUAUGUAAGUCUUCCUGUUCCAAAUGAGGCCCUCAUGAAAACAGGAAUAUUUGAAACGUUCUCCUGUGCUUUUUAACCAGAAUCCCAACCUGCAAGCUAGUUUAUGAAGAGGCGAGUGCAUGGAUAGAAAGUGACCUGGUUACAGAUAGUCCUCGAUUUAUGACCACAACUUAUGGUCCCAAAUUUCUGUUGCUGUUGCUAAGCAAGACAGUUGCUGAGUGAGUUGUGCCCCAUUUUACGACUUUUCUUGCCACAGUUGUUAAGUGAACUACUGCAGUUGUUAAGUUAGGAACACGGUUGUUUAAGUGAAUCCGGCUUCCCCAUUGACUUUGCUUGUCAGGUCGCAAAGGGGGAAUCACGUGACACUGCGACCGUCAUAAAUGUGAGCCAGUUGCCAAAUGUCUGAAUUUUGAUCCUGUGACCAACGGGGAUGCUGCAGUGGUCGUUAAGUGUGAAAAAAUGGUCAUAAGUCACUUUUUUUCAGGGCUGUUGUAACUUUGAACAGUCACUUAAAUCAGCUGUUGUAAGUCGAGGACUUCCUGUAUGUACCCACAACCCCCUGCAAAUGUCACUGGAGCAAAAUAUUUCCCCCUACCGUGCUUCUGUCAUCCCUGGACAAGUUCAGAAGUUAUGGGAUGGGGAAUCUGAUGACCUUUGAGAUUACAGAAGAUGAGGACAAAAGACCAGAAGCUAACAAUAUUAAAAACCUCUCCAAUCCCUCAUUUUCCCUCCAUCCCACCAACUUGGAAGGCCAGGGGGGCUGUCGCCAGUUUGUAGUGAUGGAGGGUGCCAAAAAAGAGCACAAAAAACGGCAAGGGGCCACUUGGGUUCCAUUCUUGCAAGAAUUGGAUCUAGUGAGAAGGAAACCAGUGAUUCUCAGGCUGGACAGAACUGCCAUCUGUCAGAAAUGGCGUAGGGUCUCCUGCUUGGAUUGGAUCAGAUGACCUACAAGAGGUCCCUUCCAACUUUGUUAAUCUGAAUAUAGAACCAUUUUGCAAACCUAGAGCAGAUAUGUCCCAUUCUCAAGGACGAAAAGAAAAUAACCAAAUUUCCAGAGUGUCUCAGAAAGGGCCUAGAAUUUAAACCAUGUAAGGGAUACAGAAAAAUAAAAUAACUAAUUUAGCUGUGUCAAA